Messenger RNA from Athalia rosae (coleseed sawfly), 3636 nucleotides. RefSeq names its product SAFB-like transcription modulator (gene Saf-B). The transcript is spliced from 15 exons. Gene Ontology annotation, biological process: regulation of transcription by RNA polymerase II; regulation of mRNA processing. NCBI's taxonomy places the organism in Eukaryota, Metazoa, Arthropoda, Insecta, Hymenoptera, Athaliidae. Bases 230 to 2875 code for a protein of 881 amino acids. Gene Ontology annotation, cellular component: nucleus. Gene Ontology annotation, molecular function: sequence-specific DNA binding; RNA binding. The record is from RefSeq and is a predicted model, not a curated record.
GAGCGUAGUGGUGGUAGUGCGCAUUCAGCGUGUAAAGCAGUGUAAAGUGCGCACACGGUCAGUUGAACCAUAUCUCAUCGUUUACUAUUCCGAUUUUAUUAUUGGUGAAUAACUAUAUAUUGUGACAAUUAGACAAUAAUUAGAACUGAUAACGUUGCCCCCUUCAAAACUGUGACUCGUGGGUAAUACGUGUUAAGUCAUCGCGUAUGUACUGCGUUAAAGCGGUGUAAUGGCCGAAGCCGAGGGCAAAAAGUUAGUUGAGCUACGUGUGAUUGAUCUCAAAACGGAGUUGGAAAGACGAGGAUUAGACAAGACCGGCAACAAAGCAGCCCUCCUUGAGCGUCUCUCUAAGGCGAUCACUGAAGAUGGUGGUAAACCAGAUGAAUAUUUGAUCGUACCUAGCAUUGGCUCCAACAAAACAACUCCAAGGAAAAACAGUGUAACUGGCAGUUCAAAUCAAGAAGAAUGUUCCGGAGGAUCUGAGAAUCGAAAAACCGAAAAUCAGGAGAAUCAAGUUAACCAAACAGAUAUGAAGAUCAAAGAAGAAACACCCCUUGUAGUUGGUGAAGAAAGUCUUCAGGUACCAAAGAAAGAAAUGGAAGAGGAGCCUGAGAUAAAAGACGAAGUGGAUACGAAAAAAGAGCAGAUGGUUGAACCGAAAGAUGUUAAAAAUGAAGUUGAUAACAAUCAAGAGGACAAGAAUGACAUUGAGAAAAUCGUGAAAUCAGAGCCAAGUCCUUCCGCUGCUCCAGUUAAUCCCACAGUUGUAGAAACCAAUGGAAUCGACAAUGAGGACUCAAUUAAUCUGACGAUAGGUGAAGAUGAAGAAAAUCUCCUGGCCGAAGAGACGGAAACUCAUGAUAGGCAGAAGGAUGGAGGCGAGAAGAGAACCGAAGAGAACAAGAAGGGAGACUCUAAAGGUAGCAGCGGUAGAGCCGAAGGUGCAGCUGGCAAGGAUGGCGUCAACGGUCUGAAGAGCAAGCAGGAUGGAGGCGAAGGAAGCAGGAGCUCCGACUCUACUUUCAAGGGCCACAAGAGAGAUGACAAAGACAAGAAGACAUCGCCAACUAGUUCAGUGAAUGCCAGCAGCCGGAAUUUGUGGGUAUCUGGAUUAUCAUCGACCACUCGUGCUACAGACUUGAAGCAAGUUUUCUCCAAAUAUGGAAAAGUAAUAGGUGCUAAAGUCGUCACAAAUGCGAGGACUCCUGGAGCUCGUUGUUAUGGAUAUGUCACAAUGUCCACCAGUGAAGACGCAGCCGUAUGUAUUCAACAUUUGCACAGAACAGAGCUUCAUGGACGAGUCAUUUCUGUGGAGAAGGCUAAAGGAGAUUCACAGCAAAGUCACAUGCGCAAACGUGAUUCGAACAGCGUGAAGUCGGACAAGAAAGAUGAGAAGGACAAAUUGAAAGAAAAUUCGGAAAUCUGUGACAAGAAAGAUAAGGACAGCAAGCAAGGAUCUGAAGAAAAAGCUGCCGAAUCGACCACAAAGAAAGCGGACGAAAAAUCCGACGCCCCUGAGGAAAAGAGAACGGAAGUUGCGGAGAAAAAAGAAGAAUCCGUCAAAGACUCUGACGUACUUUCGAAUAAAUCUACAAGCAAGAAACCCGAAAGCGACCGAGGCAAACGGAGCAGUGAUAAGCGAGUUCGUUCCUGGGAACAUCAUCGAUCCCACUCGCGUUCCCGCAGUCGGGAACGCCGGAGACGUGACGACGUACUGACAUUCGAUAAAAUUCGGGAUGAAAGGGAACGCCAGAGGUUACGUGAAAAGGAGAGAAUGUUCCGUGAAGAGGCGCGCAGGCGAAGGGAGGACAUGGAAAGACAGCGGGAGAUCGAACGAAGGCAAAGAGAAGAAGCGGCACGUCUGGAAAGAGAACGUGAGAAGCUACGCCGCGAAAGGGAGAGAAUCGAGCAAGAAAAAGCAGAGCUUCUGCGUUUGGAAAGAGAGCGCCAGAAGGUGGAAAGAGAGAAGCUAGAACGGGAACGGCUUGAAUUAAAGAGGCAGCAAAUGCGUUUGGAAGAGAGUCGACGACCACCACCACCGCCAUCCAUCAAAAGAACAUCCAGUGACAGAAGAGAUCCAAGAGAUUUGUAUCCAGAGCCAGAAAGAAAGCGCAUCGCAUCUGAACAUAGUAGACGACAUAGUCCUGAAAGAGUUUCUGACAGACGUGCAGAUAUUUUGGAAAGAGUUUCCGACAGACGGUUAGACCCGUCACCUACUUCUAGAUAUGAAUCGAACAGAUCGACUCAGGAUCUUAACCUUAAAAAGGACUUCAAAAGAAACAGCGAUUUUCCAUCCCGCAGUAGCCGUCCAGAUGUAUUUCCUGAAGUAACUAGAGGGAGAGAAGUAAUUGUACGGCGUGAGACGAUUCCUGCACCUUCUUCGUCCAUCGAUCCUCGACAAGUGAAAGACAGUAGGUACGAAAGAACCGCGUCAAGCACGUAUGGAAGAGAUCGGGAAAUUCGCCGAUCGGAAACAGAGUCCCAUAGAAGUACACGAGAAGGUCACACACGCUACACCGAAAGCACCAAACCCCCUGGAUCUACCGCUCCUCGUGAAAGUCGAUACACUGAAAGUAGCCGAUCAGCUGGUGGAUGGCACGCAGGACCUCCGUCGACCAAAUCUUUUAAUUCGGUGCCAAGCAGUGGACCACGCGAUCCCCGAAAUGAAAUAUCUGGAUGGAGUAGCCGUUCUUCUGAAACUGUGAACAGAUGGGGAAGUUCUGCGAGUAUCGGAAGCACAAUGCGACACCCGGGUCCACCCUUGUAUCAGGGUGGGCCCAUGCCAUCGCUGGGUCUGGCGCCGCCUGGAACGGGUCCAUCCUACGAUAGAUUCGACCCUUACAAAUCCUCGAUGCCGAGCAUGAGAAAAUAUUAAUAUUAGUUUAUAAAUAAACGAAAGAGCAUCGCUGAGUGACCUAUGAAUGUAAGGUCAAGUAAUAAAAUCUUAAAAUUAGUUUGAUACAGUGAAUGGUGAACAAAAAUAACAAUUGAUUCUAACUUAUGACAGAGUUGUGUUAAAAGCAAACGCUAUUUUGGGUCUCAAUACAAAGAAGAAGAAAAAAAUAUACAUAUAUAAUUGAUCGCUUGGCAAGCCUUUCUGCCUUUCCAGUGCUUGUUUCGAUGAAUAACUAAUUCUAAAAUAUGAAUAUCACACGCUGAUCAUAACGCUUACAUGUUGCUAUUGUUGAAUCGUUUGAAAAACUAUAAAUAAUAUAUUACAAGUUUGCUCAGCUGUUGAUGAUACCGUCGUUCGUACGGAUGGCAAUUUAGUAAUACCGAGUCUGUUGUCUAAUUAUGAGCCGGUGUUCUAGUGUGCGUGUGUGCCUGAAAGAAAAUGAGAAGGUGAUAUCUUUGGCUGAAUAAUGGAUGGAAAAUAGCGACAACAAUACUGUAGCAGUUUGAAAGGAGUUGGCGAACGAACAGAAAUAUGGUGAAGCAAACUGGUGAUCAAGUUGAAAGCUAAUACCUAAUUAAAGAAUAAUUGUGAAUAAUAUGAUCUUAGAUAUUGAUUUGAUAAAAUAUAAUAGUUAUGUACAAUUACAUAAAUAAGUUCCCGCGAUUAACUUACGCAACAAACCGCGUUCUCUGUUGAAAGUAUAAUGCGUUACAAUAUCAAUAAAUGAUGAAUAUACAGUA